Priceomyces carsonii is the source of this 1164-nucleotide messenger RNA. RefSeq lists its product as uncharacterized. The record is from RefSeq and is a predicted model, not a curated record. The transcript has a single exon. Gene Ontology annotation, molecular function: histone binding. Gene Ontology annotation, cellular component: nucleoplasm. NCBI's taxonomy places the organism in Eukaryota, Fungi, Ascomycota, Pichiomycetes, Serinales, Debaryomycetaceae. Bases 1 to 1164 code for a protein of 387 amino acids. Gene Ontology annotation, biological process: CENP-A containing chromatin assembly; DNA replication-dependent chromatin assembly.
AUGUCUUAUUCAAAAGCUAUAAAUAAAGCACUCAGUGACGGUGCUAGGCUAUAUUCAUCGAAAGAGUAUGAACUAGCAUCUGAAAAAUAUGCUGAGGCUUGUGAGAAGUAUCAAGAAGAGAACGGGAAAGAUGACGCUGAUUUGCUAUUGUUGUAUGGCAAAUCACUUUUCCAAAGUGCUGUGUCAAAUUCUGAAGUCUUUGGUCAAGCCAGUGGAAAUCAAAAUCAAGAGAAAGAAACUGUGGAAGAUAAGGAGAUCGAUAACGACGAUGGGAAUUUUCAAUUUCAUGAAGAUGGACCAUUGGCUGAAGCUGAAGAUGACUUACCUGAAAUAGGUGUGAAAGAAGAUGACUCGAGGAUGGAUGAUGAAAGAGUCGUUUUAGGUGGUGAUCAUGAUGAUGAAAACGAUGAGGGAGAUCAUGAAGAACAGAGUGACUUUGAAGUAGCAUGGGAAAUCCUAGAUUUAGCUAGAUCGUUAUUUGAGAAACAACUAAAGGAAAUUCUGCAUGAUUCAGAAAGUCUUGCAGUCCCUUACUUAACAAGCGACAGAGAAGAUACGAAUAAUGACUUUAUAAAAUUGACUAAAAAACUCUCAGAGACUUACGACAUAUUAGGAGAAGUGUCUUUGGAGGCAGAAAACUUUCCACAAUCGGCUAUAGACUUAGAAAAUUCUCUCAAUUUGAGAUUGAAGCUAUAUGACCCUAAAUGGUCAGCUUUAAUUUCAGAAUCUCACUACAAGCUCUCGUUAGCAUUGGAGUUUUGUGUUGAAGAUAGUAAACUGAGACAGAAGGCAGCAGAUCAUAUGAAGCUUGCGAUCGAUUCUGUCAAGGAAAGAAAUAAAGAUGAAAAAGAUGAACUGAAGAGGAAAGAAAAUGAAGAAUUACUUCAAGAUUUAGAGAUUAGGUAUUUGGAAUUAAAAAAAGAUCCUACCGAAGAGUUCAAAGAGGAGCAGCUCGACAUAAUCAAAGGUAUCCUAGGUGAGGCAACUUCUGAGUCUUCCAGUGGAGACGGUAAACCAGCUCGUAAUGUGGUAAACGAUUUAAGUAGUGUUGUUAAGAAAAAAUCUUCAGGACCCGUGACAAACUUGACAUCAUUGACCAGGAAAAGGAAAAAUGCUGGAAAAGGAGACUCUACUGAUUCUGGCUCGAAGAAAUCAAAAAGCUGA